Suillus paluster is the source of this 423-nucleotide messenger RNA. Its product is annotated as COX5A-domain-containing protein. Gene Ontology annotation, biological process: mitochondrial electron transport, cytochrome c to oxygen. The record is from RefSeq and is a predicted model, not a curated record. Bases 1 to 423 code for a protein of 140 amino acids. Gene Ontology annotation, cellular component: mitochondrial inner membrane. NCBI's taxonomy places the organism in Eukaryota, Fungi, Basidiomycota, Agaricomycetes, Boletales, Suillaceae. The transcript is spliced from 2 exons.
AUGAGCCAGCGUAUGCUUUCUUCCGUUCUUCGCGCACGGCCCAGUGUCGUCCUUCGUCGCGCUGCGACCCCCGCCUUCACCACACCACACCGCUUUUCAUCAUCGGACUCGCACAGUCAAGAAACAUUUGAGCAGUUUUCUGAGCGCUAUGUUGCUUUCUUUCAAGGCGCACAGGACCUCUUUGAGGUACAACGUGGCCUCAAUAACUGCUUUGCACACGACCUCGUGCCUUCACCUGGUGUUGUUGAGGCUGCCCUGCACGCAGCACGCCGUGUAAACGACUAUGCCACCGCUGUCCGUGUCUUCGAGGGCAUCAGGGAAAAGGUUGAGAAUAAGCAGCAGUACCAGGCUUACUUGGACGAGUUGAAGCCCGUUAGAGAGGAACUUGGCAUAGACACAAAAGAAGAACUUUACAUCUCAUAA